Messenger RNA from Dentiscutata erythropus, 1576 nucleotides. NCBI's taxonomy places the organism in Eukaryota, Fungi, Glomeromycota, Glomeromycetes, Diversisporales, Gigasporaceae. The record is from the annotation of a GenBank genome assembly.
UGUAAUUACUUGGUACUAUCUUAAUCAGUAUCGAAAUAUUAAUGGUCAAGUAGUCCAAAAUGAAAUACCUAAUGGUCAUCAAGUAGUCCAAAAUGAAAUACCUAAUGGUCAUCAAGUAGUUCAAAAUGAAAAACCUAAUGGUCAUCAAGUAGUUCAAAAUGAAGAACUUACUGGUCAAGUUGUUCAAGUUGUCCAAAAUAAAGGACCUAAUGAUCAAGUUUUCCAAAAUGAAGAUAAUGACGAAAUAAACCGAAUCUCGGUAAUCAGCAGAAGUCCUUUUGGUAAUGUUCGAACAGCAACGUGGGAAAACUCUACAGUUGUUUUUAAAAGCAUAACCAUUAAUACUAGUCAAAUUGAUAGCGGAAUUAUUGAUGACAUAAAAAAUGCAGUUAAUGACAGUAAUAUCGUUCCCAUUGAAACUACUAUUAGUGAAUUAAAAAAUAUGCGACGUUCUUUAGCAGACAAUCAAAUUGAUUCCAAUGAAAAAUGGAUUGAAAAUAAAUUAAUUGAAGGGAGAAUUAAUGAGUAUAAAAUGGUUGAAUUUGAAGAUUAUAAACUGAUCAAUAAUGGUGCAUCUAGUAAAGUUUAUAGAGCAAGAUUUAAAAGUACAAAAAAUAUAUGUGCAUUGAAAAUCAUCGGAAAAAAUAACCAUAAUAAUAAAGAAAUUAAAAAUGAGCUAGAGCAUAUGCUUUCUGUAGAAUCUCAUGAGAACAUUAUUAAAUUUUAUGAUGCAACAACUCUACCAUCUAGAAUAAAAGAUGGACUACGAGAGGAACCAAUUGCAAAUACACAUCACAGAUAUGUUGCUAUUUAUCAAAGGUGUUGGCAAGGUAUGCAAGAGAAUCGACCAUCUAUUGGAGAAGUAGCUAGGGUAUUAAAAGACAUUAUCGUUCAAGACAUCACGGCCGAUGAUAAUUUUGAUAUUUUUGAUAUAACAGACUUUAAAGAAUAUAUUAAAACUGCCUUCAAAAGCAUUGCAAUCAAUUUUAAUCCAGAUAUUACAACAGUUGAUCCUCCGGAUGAUAUGACUCACUUUAUAGAUAAUCUAUAUUCGACCUUUAGUAAGUUAUUUAAUGAAGGUAAACCAGUUAGUGAUAUAAUUAUCAAUUUUAUAUCUGAAAAUGAUAAAACAAAAGAAGAAGUUUUUCAAUGGUUGUUGGAAAAUAAUACCAGAAAUCCAAAGUAUAUUUGCUUAUUUGGAUUAUUUUAUCGUUGGAACAUUGGCACAGAACACAACAAAGAUACAUUUAAUUUUUUUAUUGAUGCGGCAGAACAGGGAAAUAAUAUUGCACAAUAUUUUGUUGGCAAGUGUUAUGAAAUAGGUUGGGACAUCAAUAAGAAUACGAAGAAGGCAAUUGGAUGGUAUGCUGAAUCAGCCGAAAACAAUUGUGCAGCAGCGGAAUGUGUGCUUGGAGAGUAUUUUUAUAAAUUUAGAAAAUAUACCAAGGCAUUUUAUUGGCUUAAAAGAGCAGCUGAACAUAAAAAUUAUAAAGCAUUGAAUACCUUAGGAUUAUGUUAUCAAAGAGGUCAAGGAACAGAUACUAAUGAGCAAAUCCUAAUUAUCGAAUUCACCUGA